GAGCAGGGGCUACUCUUCAUUGAGGUGCACGGGCUUCUCAUCAUGGUGGCUUCUCUAGUUGUGGAGCACGGGCUCUAGGCGCGCGGGCUUCAGUAGUUGUGGCUUGUGGGCUCUAGAGCACAGGCUCAGUAGUUGCAGCACAGGGGCUUAGUUGCUCUGCGGCACGUAGGAUCUCUCUUGACCAGGGCUCGAACCCGUAUCCCCUGCACUGGCAGGUGAAUUCUUAACCACUGUGCCACCAGGGAAGUCCCUGGAGUGGGCUUCUUUAGAAAGAGUUCUCAGAGAAGACUUCUCUGAGGAGGCGACCUUGGAGCCGAGACCCACUAGAUGAGACGGAGCCAGUACCAAACUUUAGCUUGGCCAAUGGAGCAGAAACCAGUAUGACGAGGGUCACACACACCAGUGAGGCUGGACAAGUAGACAAGAGCCAGACCAUGGAGGCCCUUGAAGGCAAUGGUAAUGAGUUUGGAUGAAUUGCUGCCACAGAGGGUAGACACUGAAUGGCAAGCAUGGGGAUGAUGGGCUCGGGUGUACGUUAUCAAACGUUGGCAGCUUGGGCUAGGGAGGUGGCAGCAGAGAUGGAGAGAAGUAGAUGGUCUGGGGAAGUAUUGAAGGUGGAAGGUGGGGUGGAGGAUGGGCACUGACUGCAAAGACAUAUUCCUUCUAACUUUGUUGUGUGUACACAGCCCCUGGGAGAGGAGAUGCCUGGAGGCCAAGAGGGGUUCUCUCACCAAGGGCGAAGGAAGAGCACUGAACUGGGAAUCAGGACGUCUGAGUCCUCCGUAUCUUAGGCAUGGAGACUGGACUGGGUCACCUCUAAAGGCCCUUCCAGCCCUAGCAGCCCAGCCCUUGUUCUAUGUCAAUUGUUGGGGCAUCCAAAGGGGGAAGUGUCAAAGGAGCUGUCAAUCAAGGUUGAUUUCACAGAGCAACGGCCCAGGUCUCUAUCUCCGGGGCUGCUUACCCCAGGGAUGAUGUUAGUCCUUUCACCACCUCUUAUCUGCCCCCAGGGAGGUGUUGGCUAAGCCCAGGCAGCAGGCGGUCGAUCAGCUCUGAAGUUCUGUCUCCUGCAGUUCAUUGCUUCUCUGAGGGCAGAACUUGGAGCUAGAAGAGGCUAACCGGCCUCUUAUGGUCUGAGAGGAAGGGUGGUGGGACCUCUGGCUGGAAUCGAACCUCUCUUUCUCCCUGUCCGUAUUUCCUGACCUUCUGUCCCUGGGUUCUUCAGAAGGCCCUCCAGCCCAUUCCUUUGAGACACUCCCCUGUGCCAAUCAAUCCCCCACCAUGAAUUGCACCAACUGUAAAUUUCAUCCUGGGAAGGAAAUGGGCCUCGAGGGUUGUAUGCGUCUUCUAGGCCACAGAUGUAGUGACUUCAAAGAGCACACAUUUAUUAGCUCACAGUUCUGUAGGUCAGAAGUCCGGGCAUGGCAUGGCUGGAUUUUCUGCUCAGAGUCUCUCAAGGCUAAAAUCAAGGUGUUGGCUGAGCUGUGUUCUCACCUAGAGUUCAGGGUCCUCUUCCAAGCUCACAUGGUUGUGGUAAGAUUCUGUUCCUUCUGCUGUUCCUGGCUGGCUGUCACAUGGGGGCUGCUCCACAUUCCUUGCCCUCCGUCCUCAAAGCCAGCAAUGGAGAGCCUCCCUUGGGUGGAAUCCUGCUCAUGGUUUUUUUUGCAGUACGCAGGCCUCUCACUGCUGUGGCCUCUCCCGUUGCAGAGCACGGGCUCCGGACGCGCAGGCUUGGCGGCCAUGGCUCACGGGCACAGCCGCUCCGCGGCAUGUGGGAUCCUCCUGGACCGGGGCACGAACCCGUGUCCCCUGCAUCGGCAGGCAGACUCCCAACCACUGCGCCACCAGGGAAGCCCCCUGCUCAUGUUUGUAAUCUCUGACUUCAGAAAGAGCCCAGUCACUUUAAAGGGCUUUUGCCUGAUUAGAUCAGACUCAUCCAGGAUAUUCUCCCUCUCCUAAGGUCAACUGUCCCAUAUAAUAUAACACAACCACUGGAGUAAAUGCCAUCCUCUGUCCCCAUGUACAGUCCUGGGGAUUAUGCACCACGUGUGCACGAGAGUGGGAGAAGGAUCUUCGGGGACGUCUUAGAAUUCCGCUGAUUACGAGAGCCAAGGAGGACGUUUUUGGUGGAGAAGGUUGGAGGCCAUUCCUGGCAAUUUGAGAACAAAUCAUCCAGUAAAGUGAGAAGUUCCUUUGCCUUUUGGGAGGACAUAGAGCAAUCUCAUGGAUGGUUUGAACACUCACCCUAGAAACAUCACACCAUGUGUUGUCUAUGUUUGCAGAGUUCAUGGCCCCUUGAAUCCAUUCAUCGUUUCUAGGUUGAUAAACCCUGGGGCAGGGUGUGGGGAGGGUGCAAGUGGAGAUGAGGGUUGAGCGGUGUGAGUUGGGUAUUUGGAGCUGCAGAGUUUUCUACCUUCAAGCUGCUCUGUGUUGGUCAUGGGAGGGAGUAUUUACUGAAUGAAUGAAUGUAUGUGUGUGUGUGUGUGUCCAGCUCUGUUCUCCAUUGCAGGAUAAAGCCAAAAUGAAACUCCACCUACUUCUGGCUCUUCUACUUGGGACAGUUUCAGCUUUUCAUCUGAGAACUGAAAUGUACAACAUUGAGAGCCCCUUGGGAGAUGACACCCUGCUAGGUGGGGGGGUACCAGAAAGUGAGGCAAAGGAGAUCCCUGUGGAGGGACUGCUAGAGGAAGAGGAAGACAGGGGCUCUGGAAGUGAAGAUGCCCCCAGGGAAGAGGGGGCUGUUGAGUCCAUCUCGGCCUUGGAUGAGGUAGACAGGGACCUUCAGUGUCCUAAGGAUGAGGACACAGUAAAACUGGAGGGCAUCCCUGGAUGCAAGACCUGCCGCUUCCUCCUGUUAACUUGCCAGAGGUGCUACCGGGGCAGACUCAUCUCCAUCCACAACUUCAGCCUUAAUUACCAUAUCCAAUGCUUAGUCCGACAGAUCGACCAGGGCCAAGUCUGGAGCGGAAGCCAGGUCACCGGCCGGGGUCGCUGCCCAUGCUUUUGCUGGCUCGACGGCACUCCCUGGAAUUUUGCGUACGGGGCUGCUGGCCAGCCCUGGGGCAGUGCUGGUAGAUGUGUGACCCUGUGCACCCGAAGAGGCCACUGGCGUCGAGCUCCCUGUGGUGUGGGUCUCCCGUUCAUCUGUUCCUACUGAGCUGGAUCUUCCUGGGCAGGCUCCUCCCAUCCCCUCCCCUCCAGCCCCCAGCAAUGAAAUUGUUUUCCUGAAA
Molecule: messenger RNA, 3227 nt
Organism: Orcinus orca (killer whale)
Lineage: Eukaryota; Metazoa; Chordata; Mammalia; Artiodactyla; Delphinidae
Gene: PRG2
Product: proteoglycan 2, pro eosinophil major basic protein
Biological process (GO): immune response
Source: RefSeq, a predicted model, not a curated record